This is a messenger RNA of Eucalyptus grandis, 1890 nucleotides long. RefSeq names its product extensin-2. The transcript has a single exon. The coding region runs from base 1 to 1890 and encodes 629 amino acids. NCBI's taxonomy places the organism in Eukaryota, Viridiplantae, Streptophyta, Magnoliopsida, Myrtales, Myrtaceae. The record is from RefSeq and is a predicted model, not a curated record.
AUGGCGUGGAGCUGCCUGAGGGUGACGUCGAUCUGGGCCGAGGACCUCGAGGACGCCAACUUCUUCCGCAUUCUCCGCAGCAUGAACCCCUACGUCAUCGUCUCCCUCUGUGAUGGCGUCAAGCGCCACGAGGAGAAGCAGCAUAGCCCCGUCCACAAGGAUGGCGGCACCGAUCCCAGGUGGGAACACCCCUUCUGCUUCACCUUCGACGAGGCCGCGGCCCGCGCUGGACACCUGACACUCAAGUUCAAGAUCAAGGCCGAGAAGACUGGCCGGAGCCACGGGGAGGUCGUGGUCGUCAAGGUGCCAGUGAAGCAGCUGCUCGAUCAGCCCGGCGGUGACGGGAUGCCGGAGGUGGCGGCCUACCGCGUGCGGUUGCCGUCCGGCGACGAGAUCAAGGGCGUCCUGAAGUUUUCUUACAAGUUCGGCGACCUAAAGGCUGAGCGCCCGCCGCUGCCGAUGCACUCGGCGGCGGCGUACUCUCCGCUGCAGGGUUUCCCACCCCAGGGCUACUAUCCACCCCAAGGAUAUGCUCCCCAGCCCCAGGGACACGGUCCUUCGCCGCAGGUCUACUACCCACCCCAAGGAUGUGCUCCCCAGCCCCAGGGACACGGUCCUCCACCGCAGGUCUACUCCCCACCUCAAGAAUAUGCUCCCUACCCACCCCAAGGAUAUGCUCCCCAGCCCCAGGGACACGGUCCUUCGCCGCAGGUCUACUACCCACCCCAAGAAUAUGCUCCCACCCCCAGGGACACAGUCCUCCACCGCAGGUCUACUCCCCACCUCAAGAAUAUGCUCCCUAUCCAUCCCAAGGAUAUGCUACCCAGCCCAAGGGACACGGUCCUUCGCCGCAGGUCUACUACCCACCCCAAGGAUAUGCUCCCUACCCACCCCAAGGAUAUGCUCCCCUGGGUCCUCCGCCGCAGGUUUACUACCCACCCCAAGGAUAUGCUCCCCACCCCCAGGCACACGGCCCUCCGCCGCAGGUCUACUCCCCACCCCAAGGAUAUGCUCCCCACCCCCAGGGACACGGUCCUCCGCCGCAGGUCUACUACCCACCCCAAGGAUAUGCUCCCCACCCCCAGGCACACGGCCCUCCGCCGCAGGUCUACUACCCACCCCAAGGAUAUGCUCCCCACCCCCAGGCACACGGCCCUCCGCCGCAGGUCUACUCCCACCCCAAGGAUAUGCUCCCCACCCCAGGGACACGGUCCUCCGCCGCAGGUCUACUACCCACCCCAAGGAUAUGCUCCCCACCCCCAGGCACACGGCCCUCCGCCGCAGGUCUACUCCCCACCCCAAGGAUAUGCUCCCCACCCCCAGGGACAAGGUCCUCCGCCGCAGGUCUAUUCCCCACCCCAAGGAUAUGCUCCCCACCCCCAGGGACACGGUCCUCCGCCGCAGGUCUACUACCCACCCCAAGGAUAUGCUCCCCACCCCCAGGCACACGGCCCUCCGCCGCAGGUCUACUCCCCACCCCAAGGAUAUGCUCCCACCCCCAGGGACAAGGUCCUCCGCCGCAGGUCUACUCCCCACCCCAAGGAUAUGCUCCCCACCCCCUGGGACAAGGUCCUCCGCCGCAGGUCUAUUCCCCACCCCAAGGAUAUGCUCCCCACCCCCAUGGACACGGUCCUCCGCCGCAGGUCUACUACCCACCCCAAGGAUAUGCUUCUUCGCCGCAGGUCUACUACCCACCCCAAGUAUAUGCUCCCCACCCCCAGGGACACGGUCCUCCGUCGCAGGUUUACUACCCACCCCAAGGAUAUGCUCCCCACCCCCAAGGACACGGUCCUUCGCCGCAGGUCUACUACCCGCCGCAAGUCUACUACCCGCCCCAAGGAUAUGCUCCCCCACCCCAGGGACACGGUCCUCCGCUGGAGGGUUACCUGA